Molecule: messenger RNA, 981 nt
Organism: Oldenlandia corymbosa var. corymbosa
Lineage: Eukaryota; Viridiplantae; Streptophyta; Magnoliopsida; Gentianales; Rubiaceae
Source: the annotation of a GenBank genome assembly
AUGGACGAGCUUCCGAUUCAGAAGAUUCAGAUCGCUGGGCCCACAUUAGCCUCCUUACUCCACCGCUUCUCCUCUUCUCCGGGGUCCAUUCACGGGUUUCUCUUUGGCCACGUCAUCGUCUCCAAGUCAUCUGCCCUCUCCGACGAUCCUUCCUCAUCCACCGGCGCCCCCUCAUCCGGCUACCCUACCACUGCCAUCGGCGACGAUACGCCGCCGCUAUUGCUUACCGCCACCAUCACUUCCUUCAUCUCCGUUCCCUCCCACCUUCGCUUCCCCGAUCCACCACCUCCUGCCACGAACGCCUCCGUCAUUGGUUGGUUCUCCGGCCGCCGGAGAACUCCACUCCGACCAUCCCUAAACGAUUCAACCACUACCCACAAUCUCUCGUCCAAUAGCACUCUCUUCUACACCCCACAAAAUCAAGAUAGUCACUUCUCAGGUCGGACCCUAACCCUUUCUCCUUCUCUUUUCCUCCUCCUAACGACGCCGUUGCAGGACCAACUUAUCCACACUCACGAGUACAAAGCCUUCCAGUACCGGAUUUCCACCGAUUGCUUUGAACCCAAGAGUUUGAGCAUCAUCAAUGUUGGCCCUUCUUUCAGAUCCCAUUAUGACUCUUUUAGCCCCAAUGCAUCGUUUCCCUUCUUACCCUUCGAGUUGAGAACUAGCUGCUCCUCCUCCUCCUCCUCUAAUGCUGACAUGGCAGAGGAUGAAAAGAGUGAAACCUUAGGGUUUUUGAAGAAGGAAAAGGAAGGACAGAAGCAGUUGGAUUUGUUUGCUGAAGGUUUUGAAAUUGGGAGGUUGAAUCGAUUAAUGGGCACUCAGGCUGCUAAUUACACCUCUGAAUUGGAUGAUUUGUAUCAUAAAAUGCUCGCCAAGCUCGAUGGGUUGACCAAUUUGGUGGAGUUGAGCUCAGCUAAGGUUGUUGAGCAGGAAAAUCACAAUAUGAAGUUGAGGCUUAAGGUUGCCGGAUUGGAAUAA